Triticum aestivum (bread wheat) is the source of this 1185-nucleotide messenger RNA. RefSeq names its product BTB/POZ and MATH domain-containing protein 1-like. The transcript has a single exon. The record is from RefSeq and is a predicted model, not a curated record. Gene Ontology annotation, molecular function: protein binding. Gene Ontology annotation, biological process: protein ubiquitination. Lineage: Eukaryota; Viridiplantae; Streptophyta; Magnoliopsida; Poales; Poaceae. The coding region runs from base 1 to 1185 and encodes 394 amino acids.
AUGGAAAAGACCUGCACAAAGCUCACCGGGGCUGCUCGCUUGGUGCGGGUGCUCAAGGUCGAGGGCUACAGCGCGGCCACGGCCAUGUGCACCGCCACCAACAUGAGGGAACCCGUCUUCGACGGUUGCAUCAAAUCCAGAUGGAACGUCGGCGGGUACGACUGGGAAACCAGUCUGUACCCCGCGACGCUGGUGUUCGGCACCGGCUACGACGAGCCGCAGUUCACCAAGGACGCCAAGCCCACGACGUGGAAGGAAAAAAUGGCCUGGGAAAACACGAAGUGGGUUGCCGUCAAGCUUGUCUACCUCGGUGAGCCCAUAACGCGCAACCUGAUGGUGAGCCUGGGCUGCCGUCUGGUGGAUCCAAUGGGGAUACGUGAUCCGCUGGAGGAGAAGCACGUGUCGCGCAUAUUCAAGGGCCAUGGGGUGUGCUCGCCUUCGGUGGUGAUCAAGCUAAUCGAGAGGCGAGAUCUGGAAGCGUCGUGGUAUCUCAGGGGUGAUUGCCUGACCCUGCAGUGCACCAUCACGGUGCUCGAGGAAUUGCCGGUUGCAACCUUCCCGCCCAUGGAUGUGCACGUGACGGUGCCACCUUCGAACCUGCGCCAGAACCUCCUCGAACUCCUGCGUAGAGGGACUGGCGCCGACGUCUUGUUUCUUGUCUCCGGUGAGUCUUUUGCCGCGCACAGGAACAUACUCGCUUCGAGGUCUACGGUUUUCAUGGCCGAGUUCUUUGGAGGGAUGAAGAAGUGCUCGCAGGUUGUGGAGGUCAAGGAUAUGGAGGCGGCAGUGUUCAAGGCCAUGCUUCACUUCAUCUACACCGAUGAAGCGCCUGAACUCGGCCAGGAGAAAGGGGCCGUGACCGCGAUGGCUCAGCAUCUGCUUGCGGCUGCGGACAGGUACGCACUGGACAGGCUCAAGCUGAUUUGCCAGGUCAAGCUCUCUCGUGGCAUCUCCGUGCACACGGCAGCGACGACUCUCGCAUCAGCCGAGCAGCACAACUGUUCGCAGCUCAAGGCCAAAUGUGUCGAGUUCGAAAACACGACCUUAUCCCCUUCCCCCGAGUGGCGGUGGCGGCGGAUCUACCAUCCUUCUUUGGCGGACGGGCGGCUGCUGGUGGUCUCUGGUCGGUCAGUGCCAGUACCUGUGUUGGGGCGAGGCAGGGUGGUUCGGGGGGAAGGCUGGUAG